Racocetra persica is the source of this 133-nucleotide messenger RNA. Lineage: Eukaryota; Fungi; Glomeromycota; Glomeromycetes; Diversisporales; Gigasporaceae. The record is from the annotation of a GenBank genome assembly.
CAAAAAUUGGAGGAUCAAAGUGUUCGACAUUACGCUUGCAUACUUUCAAUUAUUAUUUUCUGAUUUAAACUAUCGAAAACAAACUGGGCUGAAAAAUUUCGGAAUUUUUGUAAACUUGAGAAUUAAAAUGUGA